AAAUUGACCCCGCCCCUCUCUCUACAGGCCCGGCCCCGCCCCCAGCACUGGAAUCGGCCGGGCCUAGGCGUCCGCCAGCGGAUUUUCCGCGGUUGCGGCUGUUGGAGUAGGCGGAGCCUGGGCGGAGCCUGCGACUAUUUUAGGCGGGUCCCUCCAGGGCCGGGACUAAGGCGUCCUGUCCUGGACACAGCCUGAGCCAGGGUGAUGCUGAAGAUGGUGACUUUCUUCCAAGGGCUUCCUGGCCAGCAGUCAGUGCCAGGGACCCUGGACCUCCCUGGAAGCCCCCAAAAGCCACGCUCCACAUCCGAGGCAGGAUCAGAGACCUCCAUGUCUGAGGCUUCCUCUGAGGACCUGAUACCGUCUCAGGAGGCUCCUGAAGGGGAGGAGGAGUCUGCGAAGAAGAAGGAGAAGAAAUCCAAAGGACUGGCCAAUAUGUUCAGUGUCUUCACCAAAGGGAAAAAGAAGAAAAAGGACCAGCCCAGAUUAUCAGAUCCGGAGGUGCAGCCCAAGUCCAGGCCCGAGGAAGCUGGUCCACUGCCCACAGUGGAGGAGCUCAAAGAGGCCCUGGAGCUCGGGCGGCUGGAGGUGGCGUGGCAGGUGCUGGCUUUGGAGCGGCAGCUCGAGGCUGCUGCGGCGGCAGGUGGCACGAGCGACGAGGAGCUGGUGUGGCGGCAGAGCAAGGUGGAGGCGCUGUAUGUACUGCUGCGCGACCAGGUGCUCAGGGUGCUGCGGCGGCCGCUGGAGGCGGCACCCGAGCGGCUGAGCCAGGCGCUGGCAGUGGUGUCGCAGGAGGAGCUGGAAGACCGCCGGGCGUCCCGGGGACCUUUGGCAACUGCACUAGCAAUCACACGCCCGCGGCGAUGGCUGCAGCUGUGGAGGGGCGUCGUGGCGGAGGUAGCAGCCGAGCGUCUGGACGCGCAGCCCGCCUUUGUGCCCGAGGGCCGCUCCGAGGCGGAGAACAGAUUCCUGCACAUGGGCCGCACCAUGAGGGAGGACAUGGAGGUGGUGGUGGAGCGGCUGAAACCGCUGUUCCCCGAAGAGUUCAACGUUGUGCACACCUACGCAGAGAGCUACCACGAACACUUCGCCACCCACCUGUGCACCUUGGCGCAGUUCGAGCUAUGUGAAAGGGACACCUACUUGCUGCUCCUCUGGGUGCAGAACUUCUACCCCAAUGAUAUUCUCAACAGCCCUAAGUUGGCACAGGAGCUCCAGGGUAUCAGGCUUGGGAGCCUCCUGCCCCCAAAGCAGAUCCGACUGCUGGAGGCCGUGUUCCUGUCCAAUGAGGUGACCAAUGUGAAGCAGCUCAUGACCCGGGCUUUGGAGCUAGAGUCUCAGCGCUGGGCCCAGGAUGUGGCUCCCCAGAGCCUGGAUGGCCGCCGUCACAGUGAAUUGGCCAUCGACAUUCUCCAGAUCAUUUCACAAGGCCAGACCAAGGCUGAGAACAUCACUUCCGAUGUGGGGAUGCAGAUUAAGCAGUUGCUACUGGUGGAGCUGGCUGCGCUACUGAGGAGCUACCAGCGUGUCUUUGAUGAGUUUCUAGAGAAAAGCAAACUGCUGAGAAAUUAUAGAGUCAACAUCAUCGCCAACAUCAACAACUGCCUGUCCUUCCGGACUUCUGUGGAACAGAGGUGGCAGAUACCUCAGGAUUCUCUGAAUCGUCUGGUGGAGCCUUUGAAAGACCUCAAGGCUCACGGCUUCGACACCCUGCUCCAGAGCCUAUUUUCAGACCUGAAGCCACUGUUUAAGAAGUUCACACAGACCCGCUGGGCAAAGCCAGUUGAGACCCUGGAGGAAAUCAUCGCUACUGUGGGCGUCAGCCUGCCCGAAUUCUCAGAGCUGCAGGACUGUUUCCGGGAGGAGCUCAUGGAGGCCGUGCACCUGCACCUGGUAAAGGAAUACAUCAUCCGGCUCAGCAAACGGCGCCUGGUCCUCAAGACCGCAGAGCAGCAGCAGCAGCUGGCAAAGCACAUCCUCGCCAAUGCGGACACCAUUCAGCACUUCUGCACUGAGAAUGGCUCCACUGCAACCUGGCUGCACGCUGCCCUCCCUACGAUCUCUGAGAUUAUUCGCCUGCAAGAUCCCAGUGCCAUCAAGAUCGAGGUGGCCACAUAUGCCACUUGGUACCCCGACUUCAGCAAAGGCCACCUGAACGCCAUCCUGGCUAUCAAGGGCAAUCUACCAAGCAGUGAAGUCAGGAGCAUCCGGAACAUACUGGACAUCAACACAGGAGUGCAGGAGCUUUCCAGGCCCCUGUUCUCACUUAUAAAAGUUACUUAGCUUUUCCAAAGGUCUGAUAUGCUAAUGAGACCCAGGGAACAUCAGGCACCACUCCAGCUGGGGAUGUUCAAUGGCCCCAGCUCCGUGACCCCAGCUCCCACAUUCUGCUGCUGCUUCUGCCCAGCCCUGGCUCUGGAACAAGAUCUGGCAGCCAUGAUUGGACAGAUGCUGGUCCAGUGGGGUCCAGACCCCACUAAAGGGAGUUGACGUGUGAGCAUGUGAGAGACUUCUUGCCAGUGAUUAUUCGUCUUGGGUAGAGCGACCUUUGCCUUCCUACACUGUAGUCUGCCUUUUAACGGCCUGAGUAGCCCCGUCCAGCUCCCUAGGGCCAGGGGCAAAGCCUCAUCCCAUUCCCUUCAGCCCAGGGCUGCCAUGGGAGAGAACUGAGAACAAGGGAAGACGGGAGAGAUGGUAUCCUGGGAGGAGGCUUGUGACGUGACAAUGACAGAGCUAGACCCUGCCAAGUGGCUCCUGGUACCACUCAGCUAGGAGGACUCUCCUACUCACUUCCCAUGGGCUGCCCCUCUGUGUGUAUAUGUGUGGGGAGUGACCCCAGAAGCCUUGGCAGAGCAGGGACCUCCUGGGUUCUCUCAGAUUGAAUCUUCUCCCAUCUAGGAAUAAGCCAGAGGGCUGCCUUUGUGGGGCCCACCCUCUGAAGUCUGGUGGGAAUGCAGGGGUCUGGCCAGGGCUUUAUUAGCUUCCUGUGGGUGCUGUACUAAGUUCCCGCACCAAGUGGUUUUGAACUUUUCCUUCAGUUCUGCAAAUCAGAAGUCUGAUAUAGGACUGAAAUCUAAAUGUGGUCAGGGCCCACUGUUUCUCGAAGCCCCAGGGAGAGGCAUUUCCUGGUCUUUCCCAGUCUUGAGAGGUCGCCCACUUUUGUUUUUGGUCUGAGGUCCUUCUGCCUUCAGAGCCAGGGACAGGCUACAUAUGUCCCUCGUGCCACCAGUCUCCACUGGUUCGGAUCCCACUGUGACCGCAGUGAAUCUGCCUGGAGAUUAAGCAGCAGCCUCGAUUCGGGCCGUUAACUCCUGUCACCCAGUAGUCAUUGGCCAUGGGGACCAGAGUAUCCCGCGGGGUCUAUCCUGGAAAACAGGAACACGGUUUGCCAGCAAGGCACCUGCUACACCACAGACCCUGCUCCCGUCCAGCCAUGAAAGCCUUGCUCAGCCCUGACCCAGGCUUGCUUCCUCAUGGUUCGAGGCUGGGAUCUGAAGUCUCUCCUCUGUCCCCUUUCCCAGGUACUUGCUUUACCAAGCUGGCCAGGGCAAGCAAUGCACACAGCCUUUGUACACUUGUAGACGUUAGCUUGUCGAUGACAUUAAUAUUGUGAAUUAUUUUUAUAGUGUUGAUUUUGUAUGCAUGUACUCAGGACAGAAUCCAGAGAUUUUAUAUAUAUAUAGCUUGAUAUAAAACAGAUUUCAUAAGUG
Messenger RNA from Rattus rattus (black rat), 3707 nucleotides. RefSeq names its product TNF alpha induced protein 2 (gene Tnfaip2). NCBI's taxonomy places the organism in Eukaryota, Metazoa, Chordata, Mammalia, Rodentia, Muridae. Gene Ontology annotation, cellular component: exocyst. Gene Ontology annotation, biological process: exocytosis; exocyst localization. The record is from RefSeq and is a predicted model, not a curated record. Gene Ontology annotation, molecular function: SNARE binding. The coding region runs from base 205 to 2280 and encodes 691 amino acids. The transcript has 12 exons.